This is a messenger RNA of Penicillium bovifimosum, 744 nucleotides long. RefSeq names its product peptide alpha-N-acetyltransferase complex A subunit ARD1. The transcript has 2 exons. Gene Ontology annotation, biological process: N-terminal peptidyl-glutamic acid acetylation. Bases 1 to 744 code for a protein of 247 amino acids. The record is from RefSeq and is a predicted model, not a curated record. NCBI's taxonomy places the organism in Eukaryota, Fungi, Ascomycota, Eurotiomycetes, Eurotiales, Aspergillaceae. Gene Ontology annotation, cellular component: NatA complex. Gene Ontology annotation, molecular function: protein-N-terminal-glutamate acetyltransferase activity; protein N-terminal-serine acetyltransferase activity.
AUGGUCGACAUCGUCCCCCUAAGCAGCUACCCCUCCUACAUCGACCUCCUCCCCUCAAUCCAAACCUGCAACAUAACCAACCUCCCCGAAAAUUACUUCCUGAAAUACUACCUCUACCACGCCCUGACAUGGCCGCAGCUGAGCUUCGUCGCCGUCGUGCGGCCCCGCACAGGCUACAAGACUAAUUCCUCUGGCCCGGGGCUGGCUGGCGAUGUCUCCGGACAGUAUCCGAAGGUAGUCGGGUACGUGCUUGCGAAGAUGGAGGAGGAACCGGCGGAUGGAAAGCCACAUGGACAUAUUACUAGUUUGAGUGUUAUGCGGACGCAUAGACGGCUGGGGAUUGCGGAGAGGUUGAUGAGGAUGAGUCAACGCGCAAUGGCCGAAUCCCACCGCGCACACUACGUCUCUCUACACGUGCGCAUGUCCAACGUUGCCGCUUUGCGUCUGUACCGCGAUACGCUCGGUUUCGAGGUCGAGAAGGUCGAGGCUGGAUACUACGCUGACGGGGAAGAUGCGUAUGCGAUGAAAUUGAAUCUGGAGAAGAUGUGGCUGGAUUGGAAGGCUAUUGAGAAGAAGGAUCGGGAGAAUAAUAAGGAAGAGGAUAAGGAGGGUGGCAAUGAGGAUGAGGGGGAGGAGGUGGGCGAUCUGGGGAAGAAGGAUGCCGAGAAGAUGAUUCGCGUUAAGGUUGGGAGGGGUUUGGGGGUUGGUGAUUUGGUUGAGAAGAAUGAGGCGCAGGCUCAGUAG